Molecule: messenger RNA, 1073 nt
Organism: Juglans regia (Persian walnut)
Lineage: Eukaryota; Viridiplantae; Streptophyta; Magnoliopsida; Fagales; Juglandaceae
Product: expansin-like B1
Exons: 5
Coding region: 50-820 (256 amino acids)
Cellular component (GO): extracellular region
Source: RefSeq, a predicted model, not a curated record
UUUUUUUUUGUCUUCUUUGCUUUUAUUCCUUUUGUUCUUUUCUCCCGCAAUGGCUCUCUCUCUACGCUAUCCUCUGUCCCUGCUUUUUGCAACUUUGCUUCUUAUGCAUACUCUGGCAGAAGCUCAAACAAGCAGCGACCCUUUCAUUCAUUCUCGAGCAGCUUAUUAUCCAAAUUCUGACGAACAAGGAACAGAUAGCGGCGCAUGUGGGUUUGGUUCCUUUGGAGCUACAAUCAAUGGUGGGGAUGUCUCGGCUGCAUCUGACCUCUACAGAAAUGGCGUUGGCUGUGGGGCUUGCUACCAGGUAAAGUGCACCAACGCAGCAUACUGCUCGGACAAUGGAGUAACGGUGGCUAUAACGGACCAGGGUUCAAGUGAUCGGACUGACUUUAUUCUGAGCAGACGAGCCUUCGGUCGGAUGGCUCAAACCACUGAUGCAGCUGCUUCUCUGCUUGCUCUUGGUGUGGUGGAUAUUGAGUAUAGACGUGUCUCAUGCAGCUACCCGAACAAAAACAUAACAAUAAAGAUAGACGAGAGCAGCAACUACCCUCACUAUUUGGGUUUUGUGCUAUGGUAUCAGCAAGGCAAGAAGGAUAUCACUGCUGUGCAGCUCUGUGAGACUGGGAACUUGAUGUGCAAGCUAUUGGAUCGUAGUCAUGGAGCAGUAUGGACGACAACCUCGCCCCCAAGCGGGGCAUUGUCUCUGAGAAUGUUGUUCAGCGACGAGAAUGGAGAUGAUGAUUCUUGGGUCGUUCCUAUUAAUAGCAUUCCUCAAGACUGGAAAGCUGGAGAAACAUACGACACCGGAGUACAAACUUAAUUAUUUAAUAUAUUAUUUUAUAUGUAAUAUUAAUUCUAUAUUUCUAUAUGUAUGUUUUACAAUACAGUCAUAUGAAAUAAUAAGUUCUCUCCGAACCAAUUUUUUUUAAUGAUUAUUUAAUUUCUAGACGAUGGAUGGGGAUAGGUAGGUCAUGUACUCGUCAUGAUCAGAGAAUUAGGAAAAAUUCUUGAAUGUAAUCCAUCAUUAUUAAUGUUGAUUAAUGAAAUUCCAUGUGACUUGACCUCUGAUUAAA